UCGCAAUGCGACAUCAUUCGUUGCCAAUCUCCAUUUAGUUCCUUGCACUGUAACGUAGUGCUUGUGGUAUAGUAUUAUCGUACUGCGCCUCUAGAAUAUGGACCCCCUCUCUAUUGCGGCAAGUAUCGUUGCCCUCGUUGGGGCCGCGAAGGGCUCAGUGGAAGGCUUGAAGAAACUACGACGAUUCUACAAGUCUCCAGCAGAAAUCGAUGCUCUCAUCAACGAGAUCGAGGAUCUCCGCCUCUUGAUUGUAGAUAUUGACAUAACUCAACACGAGCACACGUUGUGCACGGAUAUUCCUGCACUCUCGAAAAUCCUAAACGAUGCCAAAGAACAGCUGUUUAGGCUUGAUGAAAUAAUGGAGCAUCGAUUAAGGCCGCACGGAAGCUCCUCUAGAAUUGCUUGGAUGAGAGAGAGCUCCAAGAUUACUGGUAUCCGCUCUUGCGUCAGAGAGAUCAAGUCGAACUUGGUUCUACUCCUAGUCAGAUUGAGUACGACACAGGGAUACAGGAACUUCUCAUGUCUUGGCCGUGUUGAGAUAUCACUUCAACAGAUAUCACUUUCGACACAAAGCGUACUCGUCAAGCAAGACUCUCUUGAAGAACGAUUUCGGGAUCUUUUUGAAGCAUCCCAGAGUAUCCCUCCCAGAAGCAGCUCAACCAGCAGCUUAUCCAGCGUUGCCCAAGAUGCCCGCGCACAAAUUUCACCGAGGUCUGGCCAGAGCUUUGUUGAAAUACAAGCAGCACGAUAUGUCGAUCACAAUUGUGACAGAUGGUGCAAGUGUGCAUGCCACUUGAAGAAGAAAUGGGCAUCUCCUCAGGUUUUAGACCUCGUCGUUGGCCAGUUACUGCUUGGUUACACAGGUUUCAUACGUCCUCGUCAGAAAUGCACAAAGCACUCCUGCCGGCAACAGUCGGAUUUGAAAACUCAAGUCACGUAUCGCUUCCCUUCAUGGUUCGUGUCACUGAGCAUCUCGGUAAUGAUAGCGAAGAGGGCAAUGCAGACGCCUGAAAUGCUUGUCCGAGUCCUCAGAGUUAGGCCCUAUGGAUCUACCGAUCUUUUCCGCUUUGCUACGCAUGGCAAUAUCGAGAAACUGCAGGAUCUGUUUAACAAGGGCGAAGCGCCUCCUUGGGACGUUCAGCCCGAUGGCCGCAAUGCACUGCACUUCUCAUUUGGAGAGUACAACUUAGACACGUGCAGAUUCCUGAUCAGUAAAGGUGUAGACGUGAACUUCGAAGAUCAGAACCAAAUGAGCGCUCUUUCACACGCAUGGGACGGAGUUCUCAGCCGCGUUGCAAAGCGCGGAGAGCCCGUCGCAACUAUGGAGCAGUUGCGGGAGCUCUUCGGGGACAGCGACUACAUUGAGUCACAGCGCUUCAACAAGCUGCACAGACUUGUAAUCGGUCUCGAUCACGGCGAUUUGGAGGCUACGCUGCGCGAAGGGGAUUUCGACGCCGACGACACUGACACCCAUGGGCGGACGCCCCUCUACUGGGCCGCGUCUCGGGGUGAUUUCGCAAAAGUUCGCCUGCUGCUCGAUUACGGCGCAUCUCCUAAUGCAGGCUUGAGCGUCAUCACAGGUGUAGUGCACCAUUUUGAGUUCGAGAGAAACUCCCUCGGUUUCACACACUUCAGCAGACUUGCGGUUGCCAAGAUGCUCGUUGAGGCUGGGGUUGAUGUGACGGUCAAAGAGAACGAUGGGUAUACGCCGCUUCAUGCCGCUGCGAGACACUCUGAGGGACAUGAGUUCAUCAAAAUGCUGCUUGAGAAAGGGCUUGAUCCCUCAGUGCACAAUCUGUAUGGACAGACGCCGCUACAUGACGCGUGUGGCCGGAAUCAUGUCAAGUGUGUUGCAGUGCUGAUUGAGAAUGACGCAGAUAUCGACAAGACUCAUGGCCCAUCGAGACCCCCUAUUUUCGACUCGAUUGACAGGUAUAGUUAUGAGUGUACAGAGCUAUUGCUGAAUGCAGGUGCGAGCCUGAAGUUUGUGGAUGUGCAAAGAAACAGUCUUACAAUUCUACACUGGUUGGCUAAACACGGUGACAGAAGAACAUGGCAGAUAUUCGGAUCUGUGGACUUGGCAGGCUUGGACUCAGAACAGAAAAGUGCGAAUGGAGAGACGGCGAUCCAGCUUUUUGAUCGCGAGCGUCCGGGCGCAGAAUCAGGUAUGCGGGAAGCUUUUAUGGUGCUUUUAGACCGUGUCAGAAAUUGCAACGGUUCGAAGGAGGCUUCGCCGGAUAUUCAGAUAGUUGGUAUUGAUCAUGUAAAUAUUCCAGGAGCUUGGAUUGACGAGCCCGAGACUUGAUGCCGGGCGAAGGGGGUAAGGAGCAGGGGGUGGCAAUACACUUAUCAGGUGAAAGCCUAGAACGAAUGUUGCGGACUUUGUUCAGAGUCGUAAGGGAGAGGGAGUCUCUUGGUUAGCUCCCCCUGGUGGAUCUGGCUGCUCCGUUCAGCGCAACUGGCUUGGAAAAAGAGCUAUUACGAGAAGCCGAUGUUGAGGUGAAGCCGGUCAUGAAGUUCCGCCAUGCCAUGAGUUAUGGUGGUCAGCGGCCAAUUUUAGCUACAACCCAGCCUAGCCAAAGCCGGCUUCUAGUAGGCUGGAUGAGAACCAACGAUGAAUCCCGGUAUACAGGCCAAAGAGGAUCCUGGUUUUUGAGAAUGGGUAAAAAGUUUCAUUGGAUUGAAAGGAUUUGCACUGCCUCGAAUACGGAGUAAUCUCAGAUACGACGCGUGUGCAAAUGCAAGGUGUGC
Hyaloscypha bicolor E is the source of this 2751-nucleotide messenger RNA. Its product is annotated as ankyrin. Gene Ontology annotation, molecular function: protein binding. NCBI's taxonomy places the organism in Eukaryota, Fungi, Ascomycota, Leotiomycetes, Helotiales, Hyaloscyphaceae. The coding region runs from base 98 to 2305 and encodes 735 amino acids. The record is from RefSeq and is a predicted model, not a curated record. The transcript is spliced from 4 exons.